This is a messenger RNA of Punica granatum (pomegranate), 942 nucleotides long. NCBI's taxonomy places the organism in Eukaryota, Viridiplantae, Streptophyta, Magnoliopsida, Myrtales, Lythraceae. The record is from RefSeq and is a predicted model, not a curated record.
ACGGAUUUAGAGGAAACCGGAAAAGAAGGCGUCAAAAUUCGCAACUCCACGCCUUGCAAAGUCAGGGGAGGUUCGCAGAACCGCAAGCCGCGCAAGAUUCAACAUUUUUGCUCGUCGAGGGGCAAAUUUCCGGGAACGGAAAGGAAGGGAAGGGAAAGCGGAGAGAGAGAGAGAGAGAGAGAGAAAGAGCUGUAUGUAAUGGGGAUAGUGGCAGGGGUGGGAGUGUUGCUGCCGUUCCCGUUCUACUACUGGCUCUGGACGAGCCCCCAGGCAUGGGUGAACCUCUGCGGGAGAGGGCGGGACCCGAGCAAAGUCAUGGCUUUGGUGGCUCAUGUCCUCAAGCUCCUUCAGCUGCUCUCUCUCUUCUUCGUCUCCUCCCUCUCGUGGCCUCCCCAUCUCUACUUCUGGCCUCUCUUCCUCUUCGGCCAGUUCCUCAAUUUCAGGGUUUAUCAGUUGCUCGGUGAAGCUGGGACCUACUACGGUGUAAGGUUUGGGAAGACCAUCCCGUGGGUUACAGAAUUCCCUUUUGGCUACAUUAAAGAUCCUCAGUACGUAGGAAGCAUCAUGAGCCUCCUUGCCUGUCUAUCAUGGGUACCAUUUCAAUACAUUCUUCUGUGGGUGCUCGGGUAUCUGUUCAUGAUACGUCUUGAGUCGAAGGAAGAUCCUGCCACUCGUGCCAAGCCUCUGUCAUGAUAACGGAUGCUCGCGAUAUCGAGAGAGAGACAACUUUGGUUGUAUUUUGUGAGACAGCCAGAGAUACCCCCAAAAACUCGUUUUCUCUAAUUGUGGUGCAAUUAUGCAAGCAUUGACAUUUUUCUUCCAACCCCUUUUUUUCCCGGUCGUUCUGCAAACCCUUUUUAAUCUGUUGUUAGAUUUCCUUUUCUUUUGGUUUCAGCUAUUGAAACUGGCUCUUAGAAUGCAAUGGCAUUGCUUCAUUUCUUA